Messenger RNA from Eimeria mitis, 3009 nucleotides. RefSeq lists its product as uncharacterized. NCBI's taxonomy places the organism in Eukaryota, Apicomplexa, Conoidasida, Eucoccidiorida, Eimeriidae. The record is from RefSeq and is a predicted model, not a curated record.
AUGGCUGGGGUCCCAGUAACGAACUGGGGAUCUCAUUUCGCAGUUACCGCACGCAGGUGGUCUGUAAGCAGCACUUCUGCACUGACUGCUGUUGUUGCUGUUGCUGCUGCGUUGGGUGUUGUGUUCCUGCUGCUGUCCUGUGGAGUCGCCAUCUCGCGCAACGCCAAGGCCACCCAAGUGUGGGGCAGCCGCCGGCGCCUUUCAUCCAGAGAGGCUGAAGGACCUUGUGAACAAACUGCAUCCGGAGGAGCAGAAACAUCAGCAGGUGGUGAAGGUGCAGCAGCAGCAGCAGAUGGAGAAGAUGCAACAGCAGAUGGAGAAGAUGCAGCAGCGGCAGCAGAUGGAGAAGGUGCAGCAGCAGCUGUUGGUGGAGAAGGUGCAGCAGCAGCAGCAAACGGAGAAGGUGCAGCAGGAGCAGCAGAUGGAGAAGGUGGAAUAGUAGCAGCAAAGGAUGACACACGAGGCCAGGCGGUUCCCACGUCCCCAGCAGAAUCUACUCUGGAUCCAAUGGCCGCUCCGUUCAUUCCUAGAGGCGUCAGUUAUGCAGCUGAAGGUGCUGACGAAGGGGACAGAGCAGCAGGUGGAGCGUCCGCUGCUUCUUCUUUGGAGGCGACUGCGUCCCCAGCGGCCAAAGGAGCCGCAGCAGCAGACGAAGCACCAUCAGCUGCAGGGGCAGGAGGAGUGCAUGGGAAGACAAAAGGGACGACGGGAGAGGUGAUGUUGCCGCCGCCUGCGCUGUGGCCAGGGGGGGUGGGCAAGGCAAUAGGGUCUUCCCCUUACUUGGGUUUCUACUUGACCCGCUAUCGAGAGUUUGCGGAUUAUUGUCGGCAAUACUUGAGCUUACUUUCUCCAAACUUUGCUUCGCUUAUAGCAGAGCAGCUGUUGCGCCAUGCUAUAGCGGAGUUUGCUGCAAUGACGCCUCUGUGCUCUCGGGAAGAGGACAGGCAACGGGUUAGUGCCAUUAGGGCAUUUUUCCGUCUGAGUCUGAGUGUUGGUGGCCGCCUCGACAGGCCUCCGCAGACAGACAUGGACCGUAUGGCGCUUGCUCUGCGCAUGCUGCAGCAAAGAGAUUCCAUUGCUAUCCCUUUUGUUACGAUUCAAGCCAGGAGGCAUGCAACUCAGACAUUUCUUCCUCCGGCGUGCGCAGCGUUGCGGAUAAUGGCAACUGCUGUAAAUACGCUCCUGCAGAGUCUCAGUGGCCACAACCCUCAUGUUCCCCCCUCUCUCUACGCGAGAGAGUCCGCUAUUAUCGGUGCCGUCAUUCAUGAGAGGUUGCUGCAGGUGCUGAGGCACAACGGUGUCGUGCAAAUGCUGCAACAACUGCAGAGCCAGUGCUGUCCCGGAGCCAUCUUCUGCGAAGCCCAUAUUUCGGAAUCUAUGAGAAGAUAUAAAAGAACUGUUGGGCACCCGGACAUCUACUUCAUUGAUCAAGCAGCAGAGAGAGCAGCGGCAAGAUCCGCAGCACAGUGGAGGCAGAUGCUUGCACAGCAGGAAACAGCAGCAACAGGAGCUGCUGGAUGGGAUCCGGAAGGCUUUUACGGAGGAGAGCUUGCUGCUGGUGAUGGAACCGAGGGCUGGCUCCCCAGCACGGGUCCCCAGGGCCCACAAGGUGGACAGCAGUUGCAGCAGUGGGAGGUUUGGCAGCAGCAACAUGGUGAAUUGCAGCCGCAAGUGUGGGAGGUGUGGCAGCAGCAACUGCUGCUGCAGCAACCGGUUCCUGCAGUCUUUCCUGCAGAGGGAGCCUACUCGCUGCCAGUCGCUGCAGCCCCCGAGUCCCUACAAGAAUGGGCCUCAGCAGCAUCUGAAGGGCAAGAUUUGGUUGCAACAGAAGAGCCAGAGGCAGCAGCACCUGAGGGCGGGGAGGAAGGGGGAAUGGAGGACUCCUUGCGUUUUGACCUCAGUGCGCCUCCCUUGCCUACCUUCCCGUUUCCCCGUGACGCUCCGCCUCACUUGCCUCUUCCUCAGCUGCUGCCCUCCACAGCAACAACCUCUCCGUCUCCACCGUGGCAUCCUUCUCAGGUGGGCCAGCAGCAGCAGCCAGCGGGGCCUCGGGGGCCGGUAGCGCAGCAGCUUCAGCAGCAAGAAAAACCGGGGGGGCCAUUUCCUCCGCCGCAGCAGCAAGAGGAGCCUCAGGACACCUUUGCUCAGCCACAGCAGCAAGGUCAGGACCCUUGGGGGCAGUUACCCCAGCAGCAGCUGCACGGUGGGGUAGCUUGGGGGCCCUCUCUCCUGCAACUGGAGCGAGUAGGACCUUGGGGGGCCUCUCCGCAUCCUCUGCAGCGCGACGACCCUUGGCGCUAUCCCCCUCAGCAGCCGGAUCAUGAUGAUUCUUGGGGGGCCGCACUGCCGCAGCAAAAGCUUGAGCUGCAGGUGGAAGCUUCGGGUGCGCUGGAGGGGGAAGAAGGGGAUUCUUUGCCCACCUUCUUAGAAUCUUCUGGAGCCUCUGCGUACGUCGAUGCUCUUUUGAGUCCAGAUAGCAGCCCCGAUGUGUCGAGUUUGCUCGUACAAGGGCCAUAUGGACGCGAGGGCAGCGAAGAAGGUGAAACUGUUGGUUUGUUUGGAGGCUCCGACUCCACCGCUUCUGUAGUAUUAUUAGCUCCAAGGGAAAGUGCAAGUCACGGUGCGCAUCUGCAGCAGCAGCGGCAGCAGCAACAGCAACUGCCGCUGGGUGGCUCCGUUUUGUUUCGGGGCUCCGAUUACACCAAGCCGCUAGCAGCAGAAGGGGAAGUAGAAGAACGCGGUGCACAGCUGGCGCCGCAACAGCAGCAACAGCAAGAGGCGUCCGCUGGUCUUGGUUCUUCCUGGAGUUUGACGGAUAUCGCGAUCGGCAGCAGAGCUAGCAUCCUUCGAGGGCCCCCGCAUGUGCUUCUACCUUCAACAGACCGUCGUGCUUCAGGUCAAACCGCGCCGGUAGAUCGCACAGGUGGGCGCCCCUAUGCCGAAGCCCUGAAGGGUGAAGCCAAACGGGAACAUAAGAGUCAAUCGGAAGAAAAAAAAGGACAAGAAUAA